UCUUCAACGAGGCGGCCGAGCGGGUUGGUGUUGGCCCCGUCGCUGACGGGCUGGUGGCGCCUGGGCCGGGGCCGGGAUGCGGCGGGAACCGGCGAGGGGACUGUAGGGGUCGCGGGUGCCGCUUCGGCGUUGCGCAUGCUCGGUGGAACUCGACAGCCGGGACCUGGGCGCGCGGCGGGCACGCGGCGGUCCGACCCGGGAGCUGCGGGCGGAAAGACCAAGAGCUCGGACUUUAACUACAGACAGACGCCAACAUGCAGAUCUUCGUGAAGACCCUGACGGGUAAGACCAUCACUCUUGAGGUCGAGCCCAGUGACACCAUCGAGAAUGUCAAGGCCAAGAUCCAAGACAAGGAAGGCAUCCCCCCUGACCAGCAGAGACUGAUCUUUGCUGGCAAACAGCUGGAGGAUGGCCGCACCCUGUCCGACUACAACAUCCAGAAAGAGUCCACCUUGCACCUGGUGCUGCGUCUUCGCGGUGGCAUCAUCGAGCCGUCCCUUCGUCAGCUUGCCCAGAAGUACAACUGUGACAAGAUGAUCUGCCGCAAGUGCUACGCACGCCUGCACCCCCGUGCAGUCAACUGCCGCAAGAAGAAGUGCGGCCACACCAACAACCUGCGCCCCAAGAAGAAGGUCAAAUAGAGCUGGGCCAUACCUGGCCUGUGACCCCGGGACCAAAUAAAGUCCCCUUCCAUCGACUGGAGCAGUAA
Molecule: messenger RNA, 709 nt
Organism: Rattus rattus (black rat)
Lineage: Eukaryota; Metazoa; Chordata; Mammalia; Rodentia; Muridae
Gene: Uba52
Product: ubiquitin A-52 residue ribosomal protein fusion product 1
Exons: 4
Coding region: 255-641 (128 amino acids)
Biological process (GO): protein ubiquitination; modification-dependent protein catabolic process; translation
Cellular component (GO): cytoplasm; ribosome; nucleus
Molecular function (GO): protein tag activity; ubiquitin protein ligase binding; structural constituent of ribosome
Source: RefSeq, a predicted model, not a curated record